AUGGCGUCCCCCUCUAUUCUUCCUUCUUUGGCGGCGGUGUACUACCCGAGCUCGUCCACUUUCGAUGAAUUGGAUCGGGAUGACCUGCGCUAUACUUACGGAGUUGAGGAUGACGCGCAAGUGAUUAUCCCCACUGGAAUACAUCAAUUCUUCAAUCCCCCUGCUGGCUCUAGCACCUUCUUUAAAGAGCAAUUUGUGGCGGGCCUUCGUCUUCCUAUCCACCCUUUCUUUUCCGACAUAUGCCGCUACUUCCGAAUUCCCCUGGGACAACUGACACCCAACUCCAUAAGGAUCCUCUAUGGCUUUGUAGUGAUAUGUGAUAGACGUCGACACCGAGCCCCUCGUCCGGUGCCCGACUCAGGUCCAUCGUCUAUCCCCUCUCCUCCUCCAGCCGCAGCUGCCUCUCCUCCACCUCCCAUUGUGACUCCGCCUCCAAUCCCGAGCCAGGUAAAUGAUCCCCCUACUUCGUCUGAUAUUCAGGUCGAGCCUCCGUUGGCUCAACCUUCCACAUCGCAGGAACCUCAAGGCGACGAAGCUGGCCCCUCAGAACGCCCUUCAGUUACCCCACCUGUAGCACCUUCUCAGGGGCCUUCUUCAGCUCCUUCUGGCUCAACUGCUGAGCCCUCAGCUCCUCUUGGCUCAGCUGCCGGUCCCUCAGAACCACCCCCGAUUACUCAUCACUGUUACUGUACUACUGUCCCUUCUAAGGAGAGGUUAUGGUCACGAGCAGAUGUUCCCACCAGCUCCCUCAAGAUAAAAGGUCGUCUAGCCACUCUAUGGGAAGAAAGCAUACAGCACAUGGACUUCUUGCCUCCCCUAGCCCAGAUGGACAAAUUCGUAGAGUUGUAUAUCAAGAAUAAGGUGUUGCGGGACCAGGUUGCCGAACUGGAACUGCAAUUGAAUGAUCCUGCCCAAGCUAGUCAUGCUUUACGGGCCGAGAUAAAAGAUUUGACCAAAAAGAAGAAUAGUCUGGAAGUAUCCCUAGCGCUGGCCAACCAUGAACUUAAAGAUCUCCGGGAAAAGCAAAGCCGAGUCGAUAUUGUGCACCAGCAGAGUAUAAAUCAACAAGCUUUAAAACAUCAACGAGCUAUGGAACAAUUGGCUCAGAAGUUGCGUGCUGCCGAGACUUUGGCCAGGAACAAGAUAAGAAGUUGA
This is a messenger RNA of Zingiber officinale, 1155 nucleotides long. Its product is annotated as formin-1-like. The transcript is spliced from 3 exons. The record is from RefSeq and is a predicted model, not a curated record. Lineage: Eukaryota; Viridiplantae; Streptophyta; Magnoliopsida; Zingiberales; Zingiberaceae. The coding region runs from base 1 to 1155 and encodes 384 amino acids.